AUGACAGACACAGUAAUGAGCAGCAGCUCUGACCGCUGGAUGUCUAAUGACAAGCAGAGAAACAUGCCUUCUGGUGAAAAAGAACAGAGUAACUGGACCACACAGUCCGGCCCUGGUUCUGGUCCUGAACUGACAGAUGAAGAGAAGGAGAUAAUAAACAGUGUGAUCGCCCGGGCUGAGAAGAUGGAGGCCAUGGAACAGGAGAGAAUCGGGCGUUUAAUAAACCAUCUGGAUGACAUGAAGAAGACAGCGUGCGGAGAUGGAGUGUCCCGCUGUCUGCUUUGUGGGGAGCAGCUCAAUUUACAUGGCAUUAGUGCUGUAGUGUGUGAGGACUGUAAAAAGAGCAUGUGCAGUCAGUGCGGUACACAGUGUGGCAGUCGGCCACAUGCUGUGUGGCUCUGUAAGAUCUGCCGAGAACAGAGGGAGGUUUGGAAAAGGUCUGGUGCCUGGUUCUUCAAAGGUUUUCCUAAACACUACUUGCCAUCACCCAUACCAUUAUCGAAACAAAAAGAGACCAGAGUCCAGGAGUCCCCAAAGCCACAAGGGCCCCCCAACCCUGAGCCCAGAGCAGCAGUGACCCAAGUGCUACCUGCAGCUCCUAAGCCACAGAGCCAUUCUGGUUACCCACCUGUGCCCCCUAAACCAUCCACUGUCCCAAUGGCCACUGGUGGGGCUUGUCCUCAGGAGGUAGAGCAGGAGAGUCCAUUGGUGAUGAAGAAGAUGGUUCCUGUUCCGAGCUCCAGACCUCAGCCUCCAGAAGCAGCCUCAGUGGGCCAGCAGGGAGAUGGAGGCUCAUUCUCCUCUGCAGCAGCCUCUGUGGAGCAGAGAGCACCUCCUGCAGUGAGGGAGGAAAGGAGGCAACCUGCUGCCCGCGGAAACACUGUUCUUGUUCAGCAGCAGCCUCUCUCAGCUGAGGAGGAUGAGGAGGCCAACGAUUAUGACUCUGAUGAAGCCACCACUCUGGGUUCUCUGGAGUUUAGUCUGCUAUAUGAACAGGAAAGCAACAGUCUUCACUGUAAUAUCCUAAGAGGAAAGGGUCUGAAGCCCAUGGACUCUAACGGACUUGCAGAUCCUUAUGUGAAGCUCCAUCUGCUGCCUAGGGCCAGUAAGGCCAACAAACUUCGCACAAAGACCCUGAGAAACACUCUUAACCCCGCAUGGAACGAGACCCUGACCUACCACGGUCUUACAGACGAGGACAUGCAGCGUAAAACCCUCAGACUAUCAGUCUGUGAUGAAGACAAGUUUGGACACAAUGAGUUCAUCGGUGAAACACGAGUGGCACUGAAGAAACUGAAGAUGAACCAAAAGAAGAAUUUUAACAUUUGUCUGGAGAGAGUCGUUCUUACAAAGAGAACAGUUGGUGCAGCCAGAGGCAUCUCCCUCUACGAAGAUGAGACGGGGAAAGAUGGUGGAGCUGUAGAAGAACGAGGUCGGAUCCUGAUCUCGCUCAUGUACAGCACCCAGCAGAACCACUUGAUCGUUGGGGUCGUUCGCUGCGUUCAUCUGGCUGCUAUGGACGCUAACGGCUACUCUGAUCCCUAUGUGAAAAUAUGUCUGAAACCUGACAUGGGUAAAAAGGGCAAGUGCAAAACUCAAAUCAAGAAGAGGACUUUAAAUCCAGAGUACAACGAGGAAUUUGCCUACGACAUCAAACACAGCGAACUGGCCAAGAAGACUUUGGACAUCACUGUGUGGGAUUAUGACAUUGGGAAAUCCAAUGACUACAUUGGUGGCUGUCAGCUGGGAAUCACUGCCAAAGGAGAGCAGCUGAAACACUGGUACGAGUGUUUGAAGAACAAGGACAAGAAGAUUGAGCGUUGGCACACUCUGUUGAACGAGAACCACCAUGCCAGUGAUUAGCUAUAAUUAGGCCACGCCCACUACAGCAUGAAAAUCUGUCCUCACGUCUUAGUAUCAGUUUGUCUCCUAGAGCAAUUCUUUUUCCUUUCCUCCUUCCUAUCCUCUUUUCUUUCUCACUCGGUGGAGUUCAUGUACAGGUUCUGUGCCUGGAGGUCAAACAGCAACUGCUCAUGCCUCACAUCUUUAACCCAAACUUUUU
Messenger RNA from Cynoglossus semilaevis (tongue sole), 2062 nucleotides. Its product is annotated as rabphilin-3A-like. NCBI's taxonomy places the organism in Eukaryota, Metazoa, Chordata, Actinopteri, Pleuronectiformes, Cynoglossidae. The transcript is spliced from 17 exons. Gene Ontology annotation, biological process: exocytosis; spontaneous neurotransmitter secretion; regulation of calcium ion-dependent exocytosis. The coding region runs from base 1 to 1863 and encodes 620 amino acids. Gene Ontology annotation, cellular component: extrinsic component of synaptic vesicle membrane; postsynaptic membrane; synapse. Gene Ontology annotation, molecular function: small GTPase binding. The record is from RefSeq and is a predicted model, not a curated record.